AAAACCAGCAACAAUAUUAAACCUAGUUUCACUUCCCACCCAGGAGUGCCUUACGAAGUAGCCUUGCUUAUGUCUUAUUGGGCAAAAAAAAAUCAAACAAAGAAAAUAAACACUGAAAUCUGAAGAUGCCAUCAUUAUUGAAGACGUUAUCAUUCACUUCUGGUUUUGUUCUAAGUAUUGGAUCGUUUGCAGUUAUUUGCACUUGUUUAGGAACGCAAGAAUGGGUGACAAGCAGUGUCCACUUCAAGGGAGCAAAUUAUUCCGGAUAUGCAUAUAUUAGAUAUGGCCUGUUUCAAGCGAGACAUGAAAAGAAGGUCACCGAAGGUGUUGGACUUGACCAACAACCAGCGAACUUCCAAGUUUUUGAAAAGCUCACUGGAAACGACGCGCAGAAAAUCAUCCACAUACUGAUAAUAUUGUUUCUGGUCAGCGGCCUACUGUUUUCUUUUAUGGGCUCUGUGACUACUUGCUUGAACAUUGUCAGCAACCCUUAUUUGACGUACCUGGGCCCUAUUGGUGUUUACAUAUGGACUUCGAUAAAUGGCAUUUGUAUUCUACUCGCAAUGAUUUUAUUUGCAUCAAACACAGAGCUUAACGGGAUGCCAAAGUACCUUGCAGAAAUAAUAGACAAUAGUGACGAUAAGUAUUUUGAAACUCGAAACACAUAUGGAUACUCAUACUGGCUGCUGCUCCUCAGUUUAUUUUUAAAUAUUGGAACAAUCGGCGUGAUUUAUUAUUACCAGCACGCAAGAUACAGCAAGCAGAAGGAACAAGAAAGACCACUGGAAAACGCAUCCAAGGAUGUGAUUUUAUUUUGAACAACGGAUGCCAAAAGGGAUGGACUGCAUCUAAAAGCUGUGGGCAUGACUGAUUAUUUAAUAGCUUUUUAUUGUCUUUAUCACCAGCCUUUCAAUAAAACAGCAGGCUUUUCAGGA
Spea bombifrons (plains spadefoot toad) is the source of this 935-nucleotide messenger RNA. RefSeq names its product clarin 3 (gene CLRN3). The transcript has 3 exons. The coding region runs from base 126 to 818 and encodes 230 amino acids. NCBI's taxonomy places the organism in Eukaryota, Metazoa, Chordata, Amphibia, Anura, Pelobatidae. The record is from RefSeq and is a predicted model, not a curated record.